This is a messenger RNA of Fukomys damarensis (Damara mole-rat), 2246 nucleotides long. RefSeq names its product phospholipase C zeta 1 (gene Plcz1). Gene Ontology annotation, cellular component: nucleus. Lineage: Eukaryota; Metazoa; Chordata; Mammalia; Rodentia; Bathyergidae. Gene Ontology annotation, biological process: positive regulation of cytosolic calcium ion concentration involved in egg activation; lipid metabolic process; intracellular signal transduction. Gene Ontology annotation, molecular function: phosphatidylinositol-4,5-bisphosphate phospholipase C activity; calcium ion binding. Bases 240 to 2198 code for a protein of 652 amino acids. The record is from RefSeq and is a predicted model, not a curated record. The transcript is spliced from 14 exons.
CCAAAGGGAAAAAAUGACAGUCACCUAACAGCAUGGUGCCCAGCCAACCAGUGCGAUACCAAUGUGGAAGAUUUUAAAGAACAGAGACUCCUGAGCAGGCUUCUUCCAAAGUGUGACAACAGCUGAUGAAUAUCAAGAAAUUCCUUUCCCAUACAGAGAGGCAGAACUAGUCAUAUUUGGGACUUGUGGCAACUCACGUCCAGCAGAGACUCCUAAGAGAGCAGAAACGGUGAAAGGAAAUGGCACCGACAGGUCAUGAAAAGAGUGAAAUGAGGUGGUUUUUGUCGAAGAUUCAGGAUGCAUUUAGAGGUGGAAAAAUUAACGUAGAAAAAACAUAUAAAUUACUUGAAAAAUUACAUAUUCAGUGCAAUUAUGUGCAUGUGAAACAUAUUUUUAAGGAUAAUGACAGACAGAAACAAGGAAAAAUCACAAUAGAAGAAUUUAGAUCAAUUUAUCGGAUCAUUGCACACAGAGAAGAAAUUGUUGAAAUUUUCAAUGCAUAUUCUGCAAACCGGAGAAUUCUUUUUGAAAGUAAUUUGAUUCAAUUUCUAACACAAGAACAAUAUGAAACUGAGACAACUAAAAAUAUUGCUUCUGAGAUUAUUCAGAAAUAUGAGCCCAUUGAUGAAGUCAAGAAAGCACAUCAGUUGUCACUUGAAGGCUUUACGAGAUACAUAUAUUCAUCUGAAUGUCUACUGUUCAAACAGGAGUGUACAAGAGUUUAUCAAGACAUGACUUAUCCAUUAAAUGAUUACUUUAUUUCAUCUUCACAUAACACGUAUUUGGUAUCUGAUCAAUUAGUGGGACGAAGUGACCUUUGGGGAUAUGUAAGUGCCCUUGUGAAAGGAUGCCGAUGUCUAGAAAUUGACUGCUGGGAUGGGUCACAAGCUGAACCUGUUGUAUACCAUGGUUAUACACUCACCAGCAAGCUUCUAUUUAAAACUGUUAUCCAAGCGAUACACAAAUAUGCAUUCAUGACAUCUGAGUACCCCGUGGUUCUCUCUUUAGAAAAUCACUGCUCCACUGCCCAACAGGAAGUGAUGGCUGCCAUUUUGCAGACUACUUUUGGAGAUUCCCUGCUUUCUGAUAUACUUGAUGAUUUUCCAGACAGCCUACCUUCACCAGAGGCGUUAAAAUUCAAAGUCUUAGUGAAAAAUAAGAAAAUAGGAACCUUAAAGGAAACCCACGAGAGGAUAGGCUCUGAUAAGCAUGGUAAGGUUGGGAUGUGGGAAGAAGAGGCAGAAACGGAGGAUGAGGAGGAGUCGAAAACUGAAGAAACAGAUGAUAGUUCAUUACCAAGAGACAGCCAAGGAAGGGAAACAGAGACAAAGAAGGCACUUGGGAUAACACUUUUUUCCAAUAAAAAAAAGAUAAGGAAGCUAAAAAUAGCUCUGGCUUUAUCUGAUCUUGUCAUUUAUACUAAAGCUGAAAAGUUCAGAAGUUUUCAAUAUUCAAGACAAAAUCAGCAAUUUAAUGAAAAUAAUUCUAUUGGGGAGACACAAGCCCGAAAACUUUCCAAGUUGAGAGUCAAUGAAUUUAUUUUUCACACAAGGAAGUUCAUUACCAGAAUAUAUCCCAAAGCAACAAGAACAGACUCUUCUAACUUUAAUCCUCAAGAAUUUUGGAAUAUAGGUUGUCAAAUGGUGGCCUUAAAUUUCCAGACCCCUGGUCUGCCUAUGGAUUUGCAAAAUGGGAAAUUUUUGGACAAUGGUGGUUCUGGAUAUAUUUUGAAACCACAGUUCCUAAGAGAUACUAAAUCACAGUUUAACCCAAAUGAUUCAAUAAAAGACAACGAUCCAAUUGCAAUUACAAUAAGGCUCAUCAGUGGGAUCCAGUUGCCUGUUAGUAGCUCCUCCUCUUACAAACCAGACUCAUUAGUGAUUAUAGAAGUUUUUGGUGUUCCAAAUGAUCGUAUCAAACGGCAGACUCGUGUCGUUAAAAAAAACGCUUUUAGUCCAAGAUGGAAUGAAACAUUCACAUUUAUUAUCCAAGUACCAGAGUUGGCUUUGUUGCGUUUUGUUGUUGAAACUUCAGGUUUAAUAGCAGGAAAUGAAUUUCUCGGGCAAUAUACUUUACCAGUUCUAUGCAUGAGCAAAGGUAAUUUUCUUAAAAGUUACCGCCGCGUUCCUUUGUUCUCCAGAACGGGUGAGAGUCUUGAGCCUGCUUCGCUGUUUAUGUAUGUUUGGUACGUCAGAUAGGAGCUAGUAGUACAGGACACACUGUUAGCUACACAUCACAAUAAAGCG